Molecule: messenger RNA, 1448 nt
Organism: Heterotrigona itama
Lineage: Eukaryota; Metazoa; Arthropoda; Insecta; Hymenoptera; Apidae
Source: the annotation of a GenBank genome assembly
AUGCCCGAUAGCUCGGAUCAACUGUCGUCGCCGAACAGCGAAUGCAACAGUCAGAUCGGUGGUAUGCACCGGAACGCGUCUACCGGGCAGUUUGACGACUCGUCGAUGUCCGGGCUCGCGUUGACGCACCACUCGCAUUCCCAAAACCUGACGGCGGCGUCGAACGGCGGCCUUCAGUAUCCACAGGAGCUGACCACUUGCAGUUCCGCGAACACGUCCGCCAAUAUCGGAAACAUCGGCGGGCUUUCUCUGGGAAUUACAGCCAGUAACUAUACGCCGGAUCAGAUAUCUUGUAUGUGCAAGGCGUUAUCGCAGAGACAGGAUAUCGAGAAGCUCACGAGGCUCCUAUGGUCCUUGCCGCCCGGCGAGUUGCUUCGUCGUGACGAGAACGUGUUGAUAGCGAGAGCCACGGUGGCCUUUCAUCGAGGCGCUUACCACGAGCUGUACUCCAUCCUGGAGAGCCAUCCUUUCUCACCCGAUCGACACCCAGAGCUGCAGCAGAUGUGGUUCAAGUCGCAUUACAGCGAGGCGGAGAAGAUCCGCGGCAGGCCGCUCGGCGCGGUGGACAAAUACCGGCUGCGGAAGAAGUAUCCGCUGCCGAAGACGAUUUGGGACGGCGAGGAGGUGGUGUAUUGCUUCAAGGAACGAUCGAGGAACGCGUUGAAGCAAUGCUACAUGAGGACCAAGUAUCCGCUCUCCGAGGAGAAGAAGAACUUGGCGAAGGAGACCGGCCUGACUUUGACGCAGGUGGCCAACUGGUUCAAGAAUCGACGGCAAAGGGAUCGCACGCCGCAAACGAGACCGACACCCGCGGACGAUUUAUCGCGAGGCGACGAGACUUCCUCGAACCGAUUCCUUUUCGCAUUUGCGUCGUUCAGCGGCUCGACAACUCCUUCGUGGUUCUCGGACAUGUUGCCGUUAAACUGCCAGAACAACGGCGGCAAUGCGAUCGGCAGCUCGGCGAGCAACGGGGAAAGCAUUCAAUCGUUGCAGAGCAUCGAUUCGAACGGCACGAAUCUGGCGAUGUCGCCGCUGUCGACGAUGAGCAUGUCGCCGAUCGGUGUGAAUCCGUGCAGCCCGAUGGGUACGAGCCCCAUGGCUCCUCGUCAUGCCAGAUACGCGACACCCGUGGUUCCGUCGUCGGUGCACACCACGCACCUUCACAGCGGCGGCCUCAGUCCAAUGAACGACGUGAAAACGCUGUGCUACGGACGCGGCGUUUGCGAAAGCGGCAAGGACGCGGAGCAGACCUCGGUCUAUUACUCGAGCCAUUCGAGCAUGCAUCAUCAGUAUUACCAGCAGACGCAUCACCAAACGAUGUCCAGCGUUCAUCAUUAUCAGCACCAUCAGCACCAAGGGAUGCCGACCGGAUACGAAAUUACUCUGGCGCCUCCUCAGCACUCGACGUGACCAACCGAUUACGGGACCGAUCGGAACGAGACGGCUCA